Rhododendron vialii is the source of this 2067-nucleotide messenger RNA. RefSeq names its product sodium/proton antiporter 1-like. Gene Ontology annotation, molecular function: antiporter activity. Lineage: Eukaryota; Viridiplantae; Streptophyta; Magnoliopsida; Ericales; Ericaceae. Gene Ontology annotation, biological process: sodium ion transport; transmembrane transport. The record is from RefSeq and is a predicted model, not a curated record. Bases 388 to 1737 code for a protein of 449 amino acids. Gene Ontology annotation, cellular component: membrane. The transcript is spliced from 10 exons.
UUCUAUCUCUAUAUUUCAGUCCAUACACACAGUAGAUACAAGAGAAGGAGAGAGUUAGAGCUUAGGGCCAACUAUGGAGUUUUAGAGAGAGAGAGAGAGAGAGAGUCAAAAGUGGGUUUACCCUCCAUACUUCAAAUACAUUUCAAUUCGGGUUCCCAUUCACGUCAUAGUACCAGCCCCAGCAUCUCAAAACCGUCCUCCAAUCAUUUCAAAGCCAAAUCGAACUGCACAUUCCGGUCGUCAUCUCCGACGAGCCGUUUUUCACCAAAUCCCGUUUUCUUGCUUAAUCGGCCGGAGGAGAGCUCACAAGAUUUUGAGGCCACUUAUCAUCCAAAAACUAAUCUAUUGAAAGCUCUAGCGAUUCUUGGAGCAGCUGCAAAAGGAACCAUGGCAAUUAAUCAAUCCUGGUUUGCUGCUAAUCAGGAUGUUGCUAUGGCCCUGCUCUUUGGAAUAGGAUAUGCAUGCAUUAUUUUUGAAGAAUAUCUGGCGUUUAAUAAAAGUGGAGUGGGAUUAUUAAUGGCUGUGAGUUUGUGGGUAGUACGAAGCAUUGGGGCUCCCUCAACGGAGGUUGUUGUUUCAGAGUUGACACAUGCAUUUGCUGAAGUCAGUGAAAUAAUAUUUUUCUUGUUGGGUGCAAUGACCAUUGUGGAGAUAGUUGAUGCCCAUCAAGGAUUUAAGUUGGUUACCGACAACAUAACUACUCGAAAGCCAAGGACUCUGCUUUGGGUGGUUGGCUUAGUGACUUUUCCCCUCAGUUCAAUCCUCGACAACCUGACUUCCACUAUUGUCAUGGUUUCCUUAUUGAGGAAACUCGUACCUCCAUCAGAAUACCGCAAGCUUCUAGGGGCUGUUGUUGUGAUAGCAGCAAAUGCUGGUGGUGCAUGGUCUCCUAUUGGUGAUGUAACCACCACUAUGCUGUGGAUACAUGGUCAAAUAACUACAUUGCCAACAAUGAAGGUCUCAAUUGUACCUUGUGCAGUUUCCUUGGCUGUCCCACUGGCUCUUCUAUCACUUACUAGUGAAGUUAAUGAAACGGGACAAGACUCUCCGAAUGUUUUGUCAUCCGAACAAAUGGCCCCUCGAGGACUGCUUGUUUUCUCUGUUGGGAUUGGAGCACUGGUGUUUGUCCCUGUGUUCAAGGCUUUAACAGGUUUACCACCUUUCAUGGGUAUGUUGCUUGGACUUGGAGUUCUUUGGAUUUUGACAGACGCCAUUCAUUACGGUGAAUCAAAUAGGCAAAAGUUGAAGGUACCCCAAGCUUUAUCACGAAUUGACAUCCAAGGAGCCCUUUUCUUCCUUGGGAUCCUUUUGUCUGUCAAAAGCCUGGAGGCAGCAGGGAUACUUCGAGAACUGGCAAAUUACCUUAAUGCCCACAUUCCAAACAUUGAACUGAUUGCGAGUGCAAUAGGGGUUGUAUCAGCAAUUAUAGACAACGUUCCAUUAGUUGCUGCAACAAUGGGAAUGUAUGAUCUCACUUCCUUCCCCCCAGAUUCCGAGUUCUGGCAAUUGGUUGCGUAUUGUGCUGGAACAGGUGGAUCCAUGUUGAUUAUUGGGUCCACUGCAGGAGUUGCAUUUAUGGGAAUGGAGAAGGUGGAUUUCUUUUGGUACUUGCGGAAGGUAUCUGGAGUUGCUUUCGCUGGAUAUGCUGCUGGAAUUACUGCAUAUUUAGCAAUUCACAAUCUCCAUCUCUCUCUCCCUAUGACUGUAGCUCAAGUCCAUUUCCUAUUUGGUUUAUAAGCUAAUUAUUCUCAGCCUUUAGUCCCGUCACGACUAGAAGGCAAUACAUCUCAUGUAAUACUACUGUCGUCGAUCAUUAUAAAUUUGCAACAAUUGGCGGUGCAUGAAGGGUUCGUGGAAAAUAAUAUCCGAAGGAAGUACGGAGACAAUUGGAAGAAAGAAUUACCAGUUCUGGUGAGAAGUACAAUUACCGGCCUUGGAGCGUAUAAUUAUAUAGUUGUUGAAGGUGUAUAAUGUCCUUGAUGCUUACAUUUGUUAAGACUUCUACAAUAAAUGUAACUUUGAUCAUAGUUCAAUAAAAUUCUUGAUUAAUAUAUUACAUGAUCUAGU